Messenger RNA from Diaporthe amygdali, 2910 nucleotides. RefSeq lists its product as uncharacterized. The transcript is spliced from 3 exons. Bases 1 to 2910 code for a protein of 969 amino acids. The record is from RefSeq and is a predicted model, not a curated record. Gene Ontology annotation, cellular component: spindle pole; spindle pole body; kinetochore. Gene Ontology annotation, molecular function: microtubule plus end polymerase activity; microtubule plus-end binding. Gene Ontology annotation, biological process: mitotic spindle organization; microtubule polymerization; establishment or maintenance of microtubule cytoskeleton polarity. Lineage: Eukaryota; Fungi; Ascomycota; Sordariomycetes; Diaporthales; Diaporthaceae.
AUGCGCCGCAAGGUUUGGUCAACAGUCCACAGGCUAACACGACGCAUAGCUCGAGCUUUUACCGCCCACUCCGAUCGCGACGCCUCCGACAACCACCUACCAACUACCCCUGGCUCACCCAUCUUUAGCCCCAAUCCUGACAAUACAGCCGCUACCCCGGAGCCGUCCAAUAUGGCCGACGGAGAGGAGGACUACAGUUCUCUGCCACUCACAGAUCGCUGGGUGCAUAAGAUCUGGAAAGUCCGCAAAGCAGCAUACGAAGAAGCUACCAAGCAAUUCGAAGUCAGCGCCGACGAGUACGAUGCUUGCUUCCAACCAUUCCUGCGAGAUCCAUCCCUGUGGAAGGGUGCCGUGGCCGACAGUAAUGUAGCAGCACAACAAGAUGGCAUGGCGGCAUACUGUGCGUUCUUGAAAUUUGGUGGAAAAGAACAUGGCACAAGAUCAAGAGGCGUCACAGUCACACCUAUCUGCGAAAAGGGUCUCCCAUCCACGCGAGCAGCGACAAAGGCCUCGUCCAUCGAAGCUCUACUCCUCCUCUGCGAGGUCGAUGUACCAAAUCCAGUUAUCGAGGAUAUCCUGCCAGUUCUCUCCGCUAAGCAACCGAAAACCGUUGCCGCCGCGAUAAAUGCUUUGACAGCCAUCUUCCACAACUACGGCUGCAAGCUUGCCGACCCCAAGCCCGUCCUAAAAGUCUUACCGAAACCAUUCGGCCACGCUGACAAGAAUGUCCGAGCUGAAGCGACCAACUUGGCAGUCGAAUUCUACAGAUGGCUCCGAGAGGCCAUGAAACCAAUGUUCUGGGGUGAUUUGAAGCCAACCCAGCAAUCCGACUUGGAAACCCAGUUCGAAAAGAUCAAGGCGGAAGGAGCUCCAAAGCAAGAACGGUUGUUGCGGACUCAACAAGCCGCGAAAGAAAAGGCACCGGCAGCCGGAGCAGGGGAUGACGGCGGCGGGGACGAUGACGAGCCCGAGGAGCCCGAGGAGAUUGAUGCGUUCGACCUCGCAGAGCCUCAGGACGUUAUCAAGGGCAUACCUGGGAAUUUCUACGAUUUGCUGGGAUCAUCGAAGUGGAAAGACCGCAAGGAAGCCGUCGAGGCGCUGUAUGCGCUGGUGAACGUACCAAGGAUCAAAGACGGAGAUUUCAACGAGGUCAACCGUUCCCUGGCGAAAUGUAUGAAGGACGCCAACAUCGCCGUCGUCACACAAGCAGCACAAUGUAUCGAGCUCCUAGCCAAGGGAUUGAGGAAGGGCUACGGAAAGUAUCGAACUACUGUCAUGCAGCCCAUCAUGGAACGACUCAAGGAGAAAAAGCCUACCGUCCAAGAUGCCCUUGGCGCAGCACUCGACCAAGUCUUUCUGGCAACAGGCCUGACGGAAUGUUUUGAAGAUAUUCUGGCUUACCUGGUUCACAAGAAUCCCCAGGUCAAGGAGGGCACCAUGAAGUUUCUCGUACGGUGUCUACGGACGACAAGGGACGUGCCAAGCAAACAAGAAAUCGGUCAGAUGGUGGAGGCUGCAAAGAAGCUCCUGGCGGAGUCUAGCCCUGCGCUUCGUGAUGGCGGUGCCGAAAUAUUAGGCACCAUCAUGAAGAUCAUAGGCGAGCGGGCGAUGAACCCACACAUGGAGGGUCUCGACGAGAUUCGUAAGAGCAAGGCCAAGGAAUACUUCGAAACAGCAGAAGUCAAGGCGAAGGAGAAGCCAAAAGCGCCACCGCCGGCUGCGAAACCACCACCGGGCGGUCCAAAGAAGGUGGUUAGGAAGGGCCCCGCUGGUCUAAAGAAAGCUGCCCCAGCAGCAGCGCCCCCGCGAGCAGAGUCUCCCCCAUUGGCACCACCACCGACGGCGAAACCAGUGGGCAACAAGCUUGGCAUGCCAAAGCCCUCUGGGAUCGGGGGUCUCAAGGCACCUCAGAAGAGAGCGCUCGCAUCGCCACGGCGACCUUCAGCUGCAGCGCCUCCACCGCCUGAAGAAGACGAGUAUGAAGAGGAGCCAGCACCAGUUGCAUCCCCGCCUCGACAACGAUUUGGAAUGGUGGGCCGUGGGGGUCUUGCUGGCCGCUCUCUAGCUAAACCGACUGCAGCGCCCGCAGCCAUGGCUCCCGCCGCCGAUCCUGUUCCUGCAGUCUCAGGUCUCACCGCAUUGGAACGUGCGGAGCUGGAAGAGCUCAGGGCCGCCAACGAGAGCCUGCUGCGGCAAGCUGACGAGUCCCGUCAUGAGCGGUCCAAGCUUUUGUCCGAGAUCCAGGAACUCAAGAAUCAAAAUGCUCAACUUAUCGAGGAUCAUACAAGGGACGUACUGAGCAUCAAGGCCAAGGAGACGCAGCUUGUACGUGCACGCAGCGAUGCAGAAGCCGCGGAGAGUACAAACGAGCGUCUACGAAGAGAGCUUGACCGACUGAAGCGAGCGCUUAGUAAGUCUGAGCAGCUCGGUAUGCAGCGUGAUGACAUGUUGAGUCCCACGCUCAGCACGGCCAGCCCAGUACAAGAAGAGAUGGGUGGUGGUUUCCGGGACAGGGAAGGCAGUUUUGGGGGCGGCUUACACAGGGCAGCGAGCACUGCGUCUAGGAAUCGCACUUCGUACGCUAGCAACCUGUCUGAGGAGAAGGAGAAUGGUUUCGGCCCCGACGCUCCCCCGCCCUAUGCAAGGCACAAGGCCCUGAGCCCCGAGCUCGGAAGAUACAAUGGCGGCAAUGGGGCCAGCUCGGCUAGCAGUGGACGAGCAUCUCCCGCUAGGGGCUACAGGAGAGAUGUCUACUCAGGCGAGCAUUCAUCCGCUGCUGGUGGCGGUGGCGGUGCCGUCGGAAGCAAUGGGAACGGUGCUGAGAGCUGGAAGAGGGCUGCUGAGGUGACCAGCCAGUUGAAGGCAAGGAUCGAGCAGAUGAAGGCUAAGCAAGGGCUUGCGAGGCAGUAG